Messenger RNA from Hipposideros armiger (great roundleaf bat), 4577 nucleotides. RefSeq names its product bolA family member 1 (gene BOLA1). Bases 3844 to 4257 code for a protein of 137 amino acids. The record is from RefSeq and is a predicted model, not a curated record. NCBI's taxonomy places the organism in Eukaryota, Metazoa, Chordata, Mammalia, Chiroptera, Hipposideridae. The transcript has 2 exons. Gene Ontology annotation, cellular component: mitochondrion.
CACCUCCUCCAUAUUGAACUGCUCACCAUUCAUGAGAUGAACAAGGUCUUUCCACAGCUCUCUGCCAUUGCACAUACAGUUGCUCAGGCUAGAAUGCUUCAUCUUCCUGUUGACAUGCAAAACCCUCCUCAAACCCUCCUCAUCCUUCCAGUUUCAGCCCAGAUGAUCACCUCUUCCUUUACGAGGCCUUCUCUCCUCCCAAACACACAGCCUCAAUGUGUCCACAUCUCUGUUCACAUCCUGGUGAUAGCACUACUCUAUCCUGUGCUUUGACCUUGGUCUCACUUCCUUUCUGUGACCACCUCAAGGGAGAGACCAUGUCUUCUUCAUCUUUGAAUCAAGAGUCCUUAAUUCCUUCUACCUGACUGUCAAUAGGGUAGUUACAUGUUUGGGGCAUGAAUAAAUGAAACAACACUCUUAGAGAAUUAGUGUCAUCUUUUCUAAAAUAUCUCUCUUUAGUCAACAGCCACUCUCCAAAUGCCAACUAUGGAAGAUAUAAUAGGAGCUUGUCAAUGAAAUAAAAAAAUACUAUACCCUACCAUAAUAGAGUUGUUAGAAUAAAUGAGAAUUAAGUGCAAAGAACUUACUGCAGAGCCUGGAACCUGAGAGGCUCAGUCCUGGAAUGGGAGGCAGACUAGGUAAGUGGUUAAGAUCCCAAAUUUUACAGCCUGACUCUCUGGGUUUGUUUACUGGAUCUGUACCAUGGGCAAAUUACCUAACCUCAAAGGGUCUCUGCUUCCUCAGUGGUAAAGCAGAGUAAUAAUGAUAGCUACUUUGUGGGACUGUUAGAAGAGUUUGUAAAUGUAAAACAUUUAGAACAGUACCUGGCACCAAGAAAGCAGAGGCAUCCUAAAAAUUCUUUGAAUUACUUUAAACAUUGGGUGUAUCCUAGUAAUUCCACUCCUGGAUAUACACCAAACAGAAACAAAUGUUUCCAUCCAAUAAAAAGCAUGUACAAGAAUGUAGUAUAUUCACGUAACUGCACUAUUACACAACGAAAAUGAAAAAAUUACUACCACACUCAUGGGUGAAUCUCACAAUGUUGAACAAAAGAAAAUAAAUGAAUUCAUACCAUGUGAUUCUAUUUAUAUGAAGUUCAAAAAUGGACCAAAAUAGUAACCUAUGGUGAUGGAGGUUAGAAUCACGUUUACUCUGGCAGAAUGGUACUGACUUCCUGGGGACCUUCCACGGUGCUGGAAAUUUUCUGUAUUAAUAUCUUGAUAUGGGUGUAUUUACAUGUAAAAUUAAGUGGUACGCUUAAGAUUUAUAAAUUUCUCAUUUGUAAAUUAUACAUCAAUAAAUGGAAAUUAUUUUUUUAAUGAACAAAUAAUGAAGUAAUCAUUGUGUGUGGGGGGGAUGCCCAACAAAAUACUGAUUUUGUUGGGCAUCCCAAUCCUUAUGUUACAGAUUAGUGUUUAUUAUUGUUUGUUUUGUUUUAAUUACACAUGAGGUGGCCACCAUGAUCUCUCUGUGCUUAAAACCUCUAAAAAGUCUUAACCUGGCCAUGACAAACCUUCACUAAAUCGUAGAUAUUAUUAUGACUGUUUUUAUUAGAAACAAAAAAACCCCACUAAACUUGCUCUUGCAAAGCCUUUAUCUAUUUUGUGCAACAGGAACAAUAACGAUGUCAGCCCUCUAUUCAUACAUCAGUUCACUUAUCCAUCCAAUGCGUUUUAUUAAACACCCAAGUAUGCCAACACUGAGCUUGGCAUAAAUCUAGAAUGUAGUGAAUACAUUCCCUCUGCCUAGAUCUCUUUCCACACGGUUAGUUCCCUGUAAUCAUGCCAAUCCCUGUUUAAAUGUCCCCUACACAGCAAAGCCUUCUCUGACCUCAGCGUCUCACCAUUCAUUCCCUACCACCGUCACUAGAUCAUCAAAUUGCAAGGCUCUGACCAAAAACAAGUCCUGUCAAUUCCAUCUCUUUAACAGCGUUCUAACUGAUUUACUGCUCUCUAGCCCAUCUGCCUUCACUCACAUUUUUUCACAGACUACUGCUGCCAAAGGUGAACUCGUCUCUGCUUCCGCUCUUCCAAUCUCUCUCUCUAAUACAUUCUUCACAUACUAGUCAGAGUGAGCAUCUAAUAAAAUCUGAUUCUUUUCUCACCAUACCCUCUGCCCAGGCGAUUUCACCCCCUUUACCCACUUCCCCUCCCACCCAUCUCCAAUGAGCUCAGUUAUCUUCAAUAACUCCUACUUCAAAUACACUUCUGAGGUGCUAAAAUUAGUAGACAAAAGCUUUAUGAGAAACAGGAUAUUACAAAGACUCAAAGUAUCUCCCACAAUUACAAACGGAAAAAGAAUUUUACAAUGGAGAAACCUGAGAGAUACCACUUUAAUAUGUAAUCAGGAUUAACACUAGUGAUAGGACAAAUCAAGUCACAUGCCCCCUGGUAUGGCUCACUUCUGCAGUAUUCCUGCCACAAAUGCAUGUCCUAAGUCCAAAUCUUAGAAAGACAUUAGACAAACCCAAAUUGAGGGACUCGCUACAAAAUAAAUUGUCUGUACUCUUCAAAAAUGUCAAGGUCAUGAAACACAAAGAAAGACUAAGCAAAUAUUCCAGAUUAAUGGAGACCAAAGAGACAUAACAACUGAAUGCAACAUGUGACCCUACCUUGGAUCCUGGACCACAAAGUUAUUUUCAUUUUAUGUAAAUGACAUUAGUGGGACAAUUGGCAGCUUUUGAGUAAGAUCUGUAGAUAAUAGUACUGUGUCAAUGUUAACUUCCAUAGUUUCACGAUUAUAUUGUGGUAUGUGAGAAAAUGUCUUUUUUAAUCUAAAUGCACAUUAGUAAGUAUAUAUUAAAUUUCUCCAGGGGGGGGGAAUUUCUCCAGAGAAUAGGAUAUAUAUGAAAGGAGAAAAAUUUAUUGUAAGGAAUUGGUUCACAUGAUUAUAGAGGCUGACAAGUCCCUAGUUCUGUAGGGUGAGUCAGCAAGCCGGAACCCAGGAGAGCUGAUGGUGUAGUUCCAGUCUGAAGGCUGGCAGGCUGGAGACCCAGGAAGAGCCAAUGUCUCAGCACAAAGUCAAACAGGCAGGAAAGAACUCUCCUGGGGAUGGUCAGCCCUGUGUCCUAUUCAGGCCUUCCACCGAUUGGAUGAGGCCCACCCACGUUAAGGAGGGCAAUCUGCUGUAUACAGUCUAUUACUUAGAUGUUAACCCCACCCACAUUAGGGAGGGCAAUCUGCUUUACACAGUCUAUUAUUUAGAUGCUAACUUCAUCCAAAACACCCUCACAGAAACACCAAGAAUAAUGUUUGAACACCCUGUAGCCCAGCCAAGUUGAUACAUAAAAUUGAUGUUAACAUCUGGGUAUCAGGGUGAAGGAUAUACUAUUGUAAACCCCAUGAAAACAGGGUCUGCUUUAUUCCCCAGCCAGCAGGACUGGCCUGGCGCACAAUAAUUAUGUAUUCAAUAACAAGACUUCCAUUUUCUUGUAAGAAAUGUUUGAAUGCUUGAAUAUUUGGCUUGUAUGUAUAGACUUAAUUUUCUUCAUGUAAAAAAUGAAGGAGCUGGGCUAGAUGACCUACAAGACCUAUUGGCAAUAAACUGUAUCGAAUAAUCCCAAUCCCAAUUGCGCAAGGAUUCUCGGUUUUUGUUCGUGUGUGCGUGGCUUUUUUGUUUGUUGCAUUUCUCUGCUUCCGAAAACGACCUCGCGAAUCUGAGACUCAGAGACUACAAUUCCCGUGAGCCCUCGGGGCAUCACGUAACGCCUGUCCAGUCUACUGUCACGUAGAGAGAACUCCAUUUCCCAGCGUGCCUCAGGACGCGAGAGCCGCAUUUCGCCAAAAACGUCAGGAGUCGCGUCCCUGAGCGGAAACUGCGGUAGCCAAGGCUGAGCCGAAGCCGAUGCUGAGUGGGCAGCUGGUCGGACGCCUGUUCUCCAUGGCCGGCCGCGUCUGUCUGUCCCGGGGCAGCGCGGGAUCGGGGACCAUCGGUCCUGUUGAGGCCGCCAUUCGCACGAAGUUGGAGCAGGCCCUGAACCCCGAGGUGCUGGAGCUGCGUAACGAGAGCGGCGGCCACGCGGUCCCACCAGGCAGUGAGACGCAUUUCCGCGUGGCGGUGGUGAGCUCUCGCUUUGAGGGCCUGAGCCCCCUGCAGCGGCACCGGCUGGUCCACGCUGCGCUGUCCGAAGAGCUGGCCGGGCCGGUCCACGCGCUGGCCAUACAGGCGCGGACCCCUGCCCAGUGGAGGGAGAACCCUCAACUGGACGCGAGCCCCCCCUGCCUGGGUGGGAGCAAGAAAACUCGAGGAACCCCCUGAACCCCCCAAAAAACGAGGGCGGGGAUCCGAAUGGGUUGGCUGAGAGUUAAACCAGUGGGGCCUUUUUCCCUUCAUUACAGUCAGGUACUGGUAAGGGAUGAGGACCGCUGGGCCCCAUUCAACCUGCACAUAACAUUUCUCUGGAGAUAGCAACUCUUUCAGAUCAGAGCUAACCCAAGGAAAGAGAGUCACACUCCUGCUCUUGCCCUGGACUAUUCAGGAAAAGCUGCCCAGUUGUUUCGUGUUAAAUUGUGACGUAAGGAACCACCAGAUCUGAUGAGUUGGAAAUAAUCCUGUACAUUAAAAGAUAAAUUAUCAUA